UCUUUCUUUUCUAAAAGUAGAUCUAACUUUUGCUUGUUGCUGGCCACCUCCAGUGAAGGCUACAAAAUGUCAAAAAAUUCGCGACAAAAUAUUUCGAUGGUGUUGUUGCAUAAAUGGUAUGCUAAUGUCGAUAUCGUUAAUGUAUACAUUAGGUCUCGAACGUAAUAAUAUGUUUCUUCUUAUGAAAGUGGGUUGCGAGUUGAGUGCCUUCCUACAAGUUCCGAUACAGAUCACUUUAUUUACGCUUCAGAGUGAUCGUUUACAAGUUGUGAUAUAUGAAAUGGAAAAUUAUAUUCAACAAGCAAAACCAGAAGAGAAGGAUAUAUUUCAAAAAUAUGUUGAUAAAUGCAAAUUAUUUUAUGGAUUAACAUUAUGCUGGAUAACUAUAACUGCUGUCGCUAUUAUUUUUGGGCCACUAUUGCUACCUCAACCCUUUCCAAUCGAAGUACAAUACCCAUUUUAUGUGGGCCAACAACCGCUAAAAACUAUUAUUUAUCUGCAUCAUACGAUGGCCGUAUAUCAAAGUUAUGUACAAGUAUGCAGCAAUGUCUUCGUGGCUGUUCUACUUUGGUUUGUAGCGGCAAGAUUUGAAAUUUUGUCUCACAAGUUUCGGAAAAUUAGAAAUUUCUCAGAAUUUAAAAACUGCAUACAACUGCAUCAACGACUUUUACGAUAUGCAAACGAUGUUGUUAUGACGAUCCGAUAUAUAGCAUUGUCAUCAAUAGGAUUUAGUACUGUAGCAGUAAUAUUCAGCGGUCUUACCUUUUUGAGUCGACAACCAUUGACUAUAAAAGCCCAAUUUUUGACUGUUGCCGCUUCUUCACUUAUAGAAGUUUUUGUUUGCGCGUGGCCAGCUGAUUAUGUUUUAAGUACGAGUAAUAACGUUGGCCAUGCUGUAUACGAAUCGUUAUGGUAUAAGAAAGAAGUGUCUUUACAGAAAAACUUAUUGUACAUUACAUUACGAUGCCAGCAACCAGUAUCUGUAACUGUACCAUGCAUGCUACCGACUCUUUCACUUAAUUACUAUGCUUCUUAUUUAUCAACUACAUUUUCCUAUUUGACAACUUUUCGAGUAAUCUUUGCUGUAGAAGAUGGACUAGAAAUAUGA
Molecule: messenger RNA, 1108 nt
Organism: Cataglyphis hispanica
Lineage: Eukaryota; Metazoa; Arthropoda; Insecta; Hymenoptera; Formicidae
Product: putative odorant receptor 92a
Exons: 6
Coding region: 119-1108 (329 amino acids)
Biological process (GO): sensory perception of smell; detection of chemical stimulus involved in sensory perception of smell
Cellular component (GO): plasma membrane
Molecular function (GO): olfactory receptor activity; odorant binding
Source: RefSeq, a predicted model, not a curated record